Haliotis rufescens (red abalone) is the source of this 1269-nucleotide messenger RNA. Its product is annotated as electron transfer flavoprotein subunit alpha, mitochondrial-like. The transcript has 10 exons. Bases 85 to 1089 code for a protein of 334 amino acids. Gene Ontology annotation, molecular function: electron transfer activity; flavin adenine dinucleotide binding. Lineage: Eukaryota; Metazoa; Mollusca; Gastropoda; Lepetellida; Haliotidae. The record is from RefSeq and is a predicted model, not a curated record. Gene Ontology annotation, cellular component: mitochondrion.
AUAGUAGUAACCUAAAUUUGACCCUAGCGAACGAGUUUCCAGAGUUUCCAGAGUUUCCACCACUACCACCGCAGACUGACAGCAAUGUUAUCCAGGGCAUGUUUGCAGGGUGUACGGAGGGGUGUGCAUGUCUUCAAGAGAUUCAACAGUACGCUUGUUGUUGUGGAACACAACAAUGAAAAACUGACACCAAUUACUCUCCAUGCCAUCACAGCUGCCACCAAACUGGGUGGUGAGGUCUCCUGUCUUGUAGCCGGAUCUCAGUGCGCUAAGGUUGCAGAGGAGGUUAGCAAGGUAGCUGGCGUGAAGAAGGUCCUCUUGGCAGACAGUGAUGCUUUCAAGGGGUUUCUUCCAGAGGCCUUAACUCCCCUUGUGCUGGCAACACAGAGCCAGUUUAAGUUCACACACAUCUUGGCAGGGGCCACAGCACUUGGAAAGAGCUUAGCACCAAGGGUCGCAGCUAAACUUGAUGUGUCUGCAAUCUCAGAUAUUAUUGGUAUCCAGUCACCUGACACGUUUGUGCGCACAAUAUAUGCAGGCAAUGCAAUCCAGACCCUCAAGUCGAAUGACAGUGUGAAGGUGAUCACGGUGCGAGGGACGGCCUUCGAUGCAGCCGAUGCAGACUCGGGCUCGGCAGCACAAGAGGAAGCUCCUGCCGCCACGCCUUCAGCAACAUCAGAAUUUGUGUCCCAGGAGCUCAGCAAGAGUGACAGACCAGACCUCACCAGUGCCAAGUCGGUCAUCUCAGGAGGGCGUGGUAUGAAGAAUGGUGAAAACUUCAAGAUGCUGUACGAUCUCGCUGACAAGAUGGGGGCAGCUGUCGGAGCAUCUCGCGCGGCUGUUGAUGCAGGCUUCGUCCCUAAUGACAUGCAAGUUGGACAGACAGGGAAGAUUGUUGCACCAGACCUGUACAUUGCUGUGGGAAUCUCCGGGGCUAUCCAGCACUUGGCAGGGAUGAAAGAUAGCAAGAUCAUUGUGGCCAUUAACAAGGACCCAGAAGCUCCCAUAUUUCAAGUGGCAGACUAUGGCCUUGUUGCCGACCUGUUCAAGGUUAUUCCUGAGAUGUCAGCGCUAGUUGACAAGAAGUGAGCGAUGCUGCGGUGGUGUGGAAGUAGUGGGGUUGUCACUGCCAGGCUGUGAUACAGUGUAUGCUAAACAUGUUUGUGUGGGAGUCAUAAUACUCUGAUAUAUGUCACCGAUUUAGUCAGAACGUGUACAAGUCACUAUGUGAAUGUUGAGUGAAUGAAAUAAAUUGUAAUUAUCCUAGAA